This is a messenger RNA of Vairimorpha ceranae, 447 nucleotides long. RefSeq lists its product as hypothetical. Gene Ontology annotation, molecular function: nucleic acid binding. The coding region runs from base 1 to 447 and encodes 148 amino acids. The record is from RefSeq and is a predicted model, not a curated record. The transcript has a single exon. Lineage: Eukaryota; Fungi; Microsporidia; Nosematidae.
AUGAAGAAGAAUGAAUAUAAGAAACAAAAUAAAUUUAAUAAUCUUAUAUUUGUAAAAGAUAUACCAGAAAAAUAUGACUAUAUUACAGUUUAUAAUUUUUUGAAUAAAUUUGGAAAGAUACAAGAAAUUAAACCAAUAUUUUCACCUAAUCAAUUAUUUAUGAAAUUUAUUUUUAUUUUGUUUAAAGAAGAAAGAUCAAAGUAUUAUUUACAAGAAUAUUAUAGUACUAAAUCAUCUAUAAUAAGAUUUAAUAAAAGAAUAGAAGACAAAUUAGAAGAAGAAGAACACCAGUAUACAAAACAAAAAUGUAUAGAAUUACAAGAAAAAAUAAAAAAUUAUUCUAAUUUGAAUUCUGUAAAAAAUAAAAGCCAAAAUUUAUAUUUUACAAAUAAAAAAGAGUGGAUUGAAAGUGUUACUGAUAUUCAGAAUAUUAUUAAAAAAUAUUAA